Molecule: messenger RNA, 246 nt
Organism: Kluyveromyces lactis
Lineage: Eukaryota; Fungi; Ascomycota; Saccharomycetes; Saccharomycetales; Saccharomycetaceae
Exons: 1
Coding region: 1-246 (81 amino acids)
Cellular component (GO): endoplasmic reticulum membrane
Molecular function (GO): enzyme regulator activity
Source: RefSeq, a predicted model, not a curated record
AUGAAGACCUUUUCUAUUAUUUUAGCACUCUUUAUCUAUUAUUGUGUUUGGUUACUGUUACCUAUAUUUGAUCUUGAUCAAAAAGUGUCACUUUUCCCAUUAUCUAGCCAAUAUGCAGUUGGAAUCCCUAUAUUACUGUUACUACUUGGAACUUCAAUCGUUGGAACCUCAGUUGCUGUAAUGUUAUGGAAUGAUUGCAGUGAUGUACCGAAGACAAGAGACAAACCAACGCAUACCAAUACUUAA